Cylicocyclus nassatus is the source of this 798-nucleotide messenger RNA. NCBI's taxonomy places the organism in Eukaryota, Metazoa, Nematoda, Chromadorea, Rhabditida, Strongylidae. The record is from the annotation of a GenBank genome assembly.
AUGCAGCCAUGCAAAGUUCUCAAAGAGAAGAGCUGCCGGUUAGUAAGGUCGUGUAAAGUGCAUGCACAUAUCGUCGUCCAUACCAACCUCCAUAGGUAUGCUAUGGUUCAACGUAAGCACCAUGACAGCGUGCCUUUUUUAGAUAUGGUUGAAGCACGGGUGGAAAGUGCAAACCUAUCGUCUGUGGAAGGACAAGUCGCAGGUCCGCCUGGGCCGCCUGGUCCACCUGGACCACCGGGAUCACCCGGAGAAUUGGGACCACCAGGAAAGAAUGGGGAAAGAGGACUAACAGGACCAGCUGGACCGCCAGGAAAAUCAGGAGAGAAUGGGGAAAAAGGAGAACAAGGAGAGGCAGGACCCCCAGGGCCACCGGGCCCUCCAGGACCUCCAGGAGAAAAAGGAGAAAAGGGAGAAGCCGGACCGCCAGGACCACUGGCAGAGCCAGGAGAUGGAAAUGGGGGGUCUACUGGUUUACAAGGACCACCAGGACCACCAGGCCCUCCAGGACCUCCAGGAGAGAAAGGAGACAGGGGAGAAGCCGGACCGCCAGGACCACCGGGAGAGCCAGGUGAAGGGAAUCAAGGGAAUGCUUUGCGAGGGCCACCAGGACCACCUGGACCACCGGGACCACCAGGACGCAUUAUCAUUGUGCAAGUACCGUCACCACUACUGCCACCACCACGGCCGCCACCACACCCGCCUUGUGGACGAAGACCAUGGUUGUAUGGCUGGCGUGGAGGCCCUCAUUACAUUGAAUGUUUCAGUGAAAGCGGCUAUACCACAGACGGACCAUGGUGA